Messenger RNA from Brettanomyces bruxellensis, 2625 nucleotides. RefSeq lists its product as uncharacterized. The transcript has a single exon. The record is from RefSeq and is a predicted model, not a curated record. Gene Ontology annotation, cellular component: cytoplasm. Gene Ontology annotation, biological process: trehalose catabolic process. NCBI's taxonomy places the organism in Eukaryota, Fungi, Ascomycota, Pichiomycetes, Pichiales, Pichiaceae. Bases 1 to 2625 code for a protein of 874 amino acids. Gene Ontology annotation, molecular function: alpha,alpha-trehalase activity; calcium ion binding.
AUGUCGAGCUUAUUGAAGGGUGAGCCGGCCGGAAAUCAGGCGGCAGGUGCAGAUAUCAGCAAGAAGCUGGCAGGAGGAGUUGGACCAAGGACUACAGAGGAUGGAAACAUUGGACCAUUUGAGAAACCAGACAUCUAUUAUGGCCCGGAGACCGACCCUUCGAACACGAAGGGCAGGUUUGGGAAGUUGAGGACGAGAAGUGAGGUUUUUUCGAGAGGUUUGUUCAACACGAAGUUUCUGGAUAGGGCCCAGGGCGAGAAGCCACGUGGAAAGGCGUUGUUUGACCUCUUAGAUGGCGGUGCAAGCGACAAGGAGAGUGCAGACAGCAUGCUGGUGGGCAGCAGAGCUGGCAGCUCGGACACUUCGAGCAGUUCUGUUGCCGAUGAGCCGGAAAUGUCGGGCAGGUCGUCGAGCUUCAUGAAAAAGUACUUGAAAGGGUUGGACGUGUGGAACAAGCUCACGCAGGCAGGCAAGAUCGGCAAGGAGCCGGAGCCGGUGGCACACGCAGAGCGGGGAAUCACGCCGGAGCCAGAAAAGCCAGAGGGAGAGGCAUCGUACCUCCGCAGAAGGGGAAGUACGGAUUCGACAUCGUCGAAAGUGAACUCGAAGAGAUUCUUCAUCAGUGACAUCGACGGGACUUUGAAGCGGCUUCUAGAGAGCGAGGAUACGGACCACAACUGCCAGAUCACGAUCGAGGACACGGGUCCAAAGGUGAUGAAGUUGGGCACGGCAAACUCGGCCGGAUACAAGCAGUACGACAUCCGGGGCACGUACAUGCUCUCGAAUCUCUUGCAGGAGUUGACGAUUACCAAGCGGAUGGGCCGGAAGCAGAUGAUCCUGGACGAGGCGCGGCUCAACGAGAACCCGGUGGACCGGUUGCGGAGGCUCAUCAGUACUGUUUUCUGGAAGAACUUGAGGAGGCAGGUGACCGAGGACAGCGUGUUGGAGAUGGCCAGCGACACGAAGAUCGACAGCCCGGAUGCCAAGUAUCCGCGGAUCUACGUUCCGCACAACGAGCCCGAGCAGUACUUCUACUACACGGGAAUUGCCAAGAGGCAUCCUGAGUAUCAACUCCAGGUGGAGUACCUCCCGGAGAAGAUAACGGAUGAGUGGGUGAAGUCGAUCAACGGUCGGCCGGGAUUCCUUGCCUUGGCCACCAGGCACAAGAGUGAGAAGUAUGGAGACUUGGAAGGUUAUCCGUACAUUGUUCCCGGGGGUCGUUUCAACGAGCAGUACGGUUGGGAUUCGUACUUUGAGACUUUGGGGCUCCUGGAGAGUGGCCAGGUGGAACCUUGCAUUGGAAUGUGCCGGAACUUCAUCUUCGAGAUUUCACACUACGGCAAGAUCUUGAACGCCAACCGCUCGUACUACCUCUGCCGGUCGCAGCCACCUUUCCUCACGCAGAUGACGUUGAAAAUCUUCAAUUACGUCAAGGCCCACGACAACAGAGAGAAUCUCGGCUUGCUGAAGGAUGGAUUUACCGCCGCCAUCAAGGAGUACAAGACCGUGUGGUGCUGUGCUCCACGGCUUGACCAGAGAACCGGGUUGUCGACGUACUACCCGUCGGGAUUGGGCAUUCCGCCGGAAACAGAGGCCUCGCACUUCGACGCCUUGUUGACUCCAUACAGCAAGAAGCACAACAUGUCCUUGGACGAGUUCCGUCGCAAGUACAACGACGGUGAGAUCGACGAGCCCGAGUUGGACGAGUACUUCGUGAAUGACCGUGCAGUGCGGGAAUCCGGUCACGACACAACAUAUCGGAUGGACGGCUUGUGUGCACACCUAGCCACGGUUGACUUGAACUCCUUGUUGUACAAGUACGAGACCGACAUCGCCUACGUAAUCAAGACUUUCUUCAACGACAGCUUUGUACUACCGGAUGGCACCGUCGAGAAGAGUGCAACGUGGACUGAGCGGGCUGAGCGUCGCAAAAAGACGAUGAACCGGUACAUGUGGAGCGAGCAUGACAGCAUGUAUUACGACUACAACGUGCAGCUCGACAAGAGGUCCAAGUAUGAGUCCGUGACCUCCUUGUAUCCACUCUGGGCUGGCAUAUGCACCCCGGAGCAGGCCAAGAAGAUCGUCGAGAACACGAUUCCGAAGUUUGAGGAGUUCGGAGGCCUUGUUUCUGGCACCAAGCGCAGCAGAGGACCAAUUAGCGUCGAGAGACCUUCCAGGCAGUGGGACUAUCCAUUUGCCUGGGCUCCACACCAGAUGAUGGCCUGGAAGGGACUAUCCAACUACGGAUACAAGGAUGUGGCCCGCCGACUUGCCUACCGGUGGUGCUAUAUGAUGACAUUUGCCUUUGUGGACUUCAACGGUAUCGUGGUGGAGAAGUACGAUGCCACGUCCGAAAAACAGCCUCACCGGGUCGAGGCCGAGUACGGAAACCAGGGUUCUGGCUUCAAGGGGGUGGCCACCGAGGGAUUCGGCUGGGUCAAUGCCUCCUACAUGGUUGGUUUGGGCUACUUGGACAAAACAGGUAUCCGUGCCCUUGGAAUGGUCACUUCUCCCCGCGACUUCUUGCAGCAUAUGAAUGCUAACGAGAGAAAAGCUUACGGUGUGGAAGGUGGCCAGAAGCAGUUGGCCAGGGCCAGAAAGAUCAAUGCUGCCACCAAGGUUUAG